AUGGCUGACGAUUACAUGUCUGACGAUAUCAUCAUGGGAAUUUCCCAGAGCAGCUCGACAGGUAUUUUGAAAGGAGCUCGGUUUUCGCAUGUCACGGUUUUUCUUUCCAGGAUUGUCCGUUUCUAGAGAGCAAAAGCGUCGGCUGAACAUUGAGCGUCAUAGAGACGAAGCAGAGAUGAGGCUGAAAAAAAGGGUGACUCGAGAUGAUAUAGGUUUUUCUUAAUUCUGGAGCCUUGAAUUGCUUAUUUCUUUAGAGAAAGAAAGACGCGAAGAAGGUUUGAAAAAGCCGAUAGGAGAAGAAUCGAAAGGGUUUGCUCUUUUGGCGAAAAUGGGAUACAAACCUGGAAUGACUUUAGGACGGAAAAAAGAUACAGGUUCGUACGGAAUUUCGUAAAGAGGUUGACAAAGCAUUUUAAAUUUCCAGAUGCGACUGAGAAGCGCGGCUUGAGAGAGCCUAUUUCGAUGGACGUCAAAGUGAACAGAAAAGGCCUCGGACAUGAGGCUCACGAAGAAGGAGAGCGAAACUCCCGUGUCGAGCAGCACAUGGCUGUUAUGCGAGAGCAGGCGAAGAAAAACGUAGGUUUUCCUUGUGUUUUAGGCGUUUCGCAUUUUUUAUUUCUAGGAAGAGCUUAUAGCAGAGUACAAAGAUAGGAGGAGGGCCGAAAGUUCGAUCAAAACCAUAUAUAGCGACAUUCAGAAAAGUCGAAAAGCUUGUUUAGAGCUGGACGUUAGGUAUGUCUUGAAUAUCAAAUAGAGUUGAAAUUCACUCGUUGAAUUCAGAGAAGGAUUGAAGUCGCCGCAAAAGUUUUGGUUCUGGAAAAGCUACAAGCGGAAAGAAGAAAAAGAUGCUGCUGUGUACUCUAAAAAAGUGAGCGAAGAAGUAGAAGAGUAGGUUUUCGGCUGAUUUUCUCAAACUUUAAUCUUUAUUCAGAUAUUUUUACUCCGAUGGGAGUCCAGCGCUACCGGAACCACAGUGGUUUGAACUGGAGAAAGAUAAUCUCUUGGAAAGGUUUGAAUUUUUUAAUUAUUUUGUGUUCUAUAGCAAGUUUUGAUUUUUCAGAUUAGUUACGAUAACCGAUUAUUUGCGGACAAGACAUUCGUAUUGCAUUUGGUGUGGCUGUCAAUUCGAAAACAGCGAUGAAAUGACGUCACAAUGUCCAGGCGACUCUCGUUCAAUUCACGAUUGCGAUGACGAGUUUUGA
Molecule: messenger RNA, 1202 nt
Organism: Caenorhabditis auriculariae
Lineage: Eukaryota; Metazoa; Nematoda; Chromadorea; Rhabditida; Rhabditidae
Source: the annotation of a GenBank genome assembly